Xyrichtys novacula (pearly razorfish) is the source of this 16941-nucleotide messenger RNA. Lineage: Eukaryota; Metazoa; Chordata; Actinopteri; Labriformes; Labridae. The record is from the annotation of a GenBank genome assembly.
AUUUGAUGAAUUUAUAAAAUCAUGUAGCAGGUACUGGGAUCAUUGAAAUACAAAAUCAACACCAGUUUGAUUUGGGAUGUUGGACAUCACAGCCUCUUGACACGUACUCAGGCGCGCGCGGACACACAUAAUCUUGCUGUGAAGCUUGACUCGACCCUCACCUGUCCUGCAGCAGGACGCACGGCACAGCACGGCUCCUCUCCUCUGACAGCAGUGAGGAUCUGAUCUGCUGUGCGGUCAGCGCUGCAACUAUGACAGCGUCUCCGGUCAUGAGGAGCACCGGGAUCAGGACUGCGCCACUAUGAGACAGGGUAAAACCGUGGAAGUACCGCAGAGCUCCGCAGAGAAGAUCCAAGUGUGUGUGGAUUAUUACAGCAAAGAAAAAACAGUAGUUUGCUUUUUACACUCAGGUCCAUGAUCGGAAGGACGAGCACACUCGGCCAAGGUAAGACUAUUAAAGACUCAAAUGCUGCCUCUGACCCUGGGUCAGCCUCAAAGUUGGAGCAACCUUCAAGUAAAUAGAAAAAUCAUCAUUGGACGGGUUGUAGCUGUUUCCAUUCUUCACAAGACACAUACCUUGAAGACAUAACAAUAUAUACCAUGUAUUGGCAUGAAAUGAUUUGCCAGAAAAGAAGGUAUGCAGACACUCCACAUUCCUGUGCCUGCACCGACAACAUGCUUUCUAAUUUUCUUUCAUGAGACUUUUUAAUGUGGACCCGUUAAUGUUUUUAAGAACUUUAUGUAAAUGGUGAGACAUAAAGACAUUUAACAGAUAGAGUCGACUUAUUUCAACCCUUAGCUGUUUUUGAUUUGAUCUGUAUUUGCUUUAGAUUGACAGAUGUAAAUGGAGGAUUAUAUCAGAUUAAACAAAAUUCAUUUUAAUUAAUCACAAAUUUUGUACCUCCAGUUGUGGUUUUAUUUUGGAAAGUUAUGUCCCAUGGCAUACACUGACAAAUAAAAUCUAGUUGUCUAUAUGUCAGCACAUCAAUCAUACAAUUGAUCCUAAAUGAUUCGUGUAUUUAUAGCUUUGCAAUGAGCUAACACUUUCAAAGAAAUCAUGAAUUAUGACCUACGAUCUCUAAGAUUAGACCAAAAUGAGUCUGACUUAAAUGUGAAGAUCGUCAUAUUAUUGGAGUUUGCAAUUCAAAGUGGGAUAAAAUGAAGUUUCUAUAUUAAGUCACAUAAAAGGAGUCACAAGCACAUCAGAGACCUGGUGUGAGUCUUUCCUCAGUCAACCUCUUUUCUCUUGUCGCUCAUCUUUAAAUAGCAUUCGCAGCUUCCAGCAUGUAUACCAUACAAGGAAAACAAUAGGUUUUUAUCCUUGAACUUAUACUUUAUUUUUGCAGCCUUGUCUGUUUCUUAUUAACCACAUUCUUUCACUUCGGAGGAGAAUUACGAUAACAACUCUGGCUUAUGCAGAGAGAGCACAUUCUGAUUAAAUGGAAGUAGAAAAUCAUUUUGGGAAAACAUUACAGAAAACAAUUUGUUGGACAGAGCCUCAGCUAAGCAGUGACUUACUUUCCUGUCCAAGUGUCUAUUUUAGGUACAUCACUGUAACGCGUUAAGGCAAUAUUUAACAGUUCUCUGUAUUGUUCCCAGAGCUAAAACCCACUUGCCAAGAAUAUUAUGUGGGAGGAAUGUGCCAUUAGAUGCAUUAACUUGAUAAGUUUUUUCUUUUGACAAGAUCAUAGGUUACAACAGGGACAAGGACAAAUGAGUAUUGAAGGUACCACGUGUAUGUUAUGGGACUUUCUCUAGUAUAUACAGAAACUUGAUUAUUUCUGUUCUAUUUUCAAAGAAGAUUAGUGAAUGCUCACAAAUGUCAGGUCUACUCUCUAUCAGUGCCUACAUCUGAGGUUUUUGUUUCAGUGUUAGACAGACUUUAUUUUAAUGAUGGGAAAGCUGCAACUCAUGCAGAUUUUGUGGACAUUUUAAAAAUGCACCUGUUGUUUUGUUGUGUGGUGAUGCUAAAUGCAAACAGGCUCCAGGUUAUACAAUAUAUCAUAGGAGUGAUAUAGGUCAAAGGUGUUUUAAAGACACUUUCUUUGUCACAUCACUCCAACAUCCCUCUCAGACAGCUUCACAACUUGUUGUUUAUAAGCGCUUUACUUGUCCUUCUUCCCAGAAUAGCAGAAUUGCCGAAGGGUCUUGGCAUCACAAACAGUUGUGGUUCUGACAGGUCUACUGGUAGUACAACAUCCUCUCCCAAUUUCCACAGAAAUGCCAACAGCAUGUUUUGAGUUGCCUCAUUUGAAUGAUCCUUCUUUUUUGUUUUCCCCUCUAACCAAUGCAUGAUGCACAAUGAUUACAAGAGAGUUAUUCCCCCCAGGGAAACUUCUCAAAAGGAUCAAUACAGUUCUAUCUAAUCUAAUCUAAAUAGUCAAAACAAUAAAGGUCAGAGAAAUGAAACCACCACAGAGCUGCUUGGGUCAGAACACUGACAAUAAUAGAGCUGAUUGGUUUGUUGGAUUAACCAGCUGUGAGCUUCAGGGUUAUCUAGGAAAUAUCCUCUGGUACCAACUCAAGCCACAAAGGGAGGCUGUGAACUUGCUUUGCAGUGCAGCAACACUUGAAAGCAUUUGGCAGACAGUUUUUGACAUCUUUUCAGGUUUGUGUCAAUCAGAUCAACAGUGUUCAUAAAAAUGUCUUCUUAAAAUAUCACCCUUUACUGCUGCAAGAUAAUUCCUGCUCAGCUUAAUGAUUUUUUGUUUCGAGUUGUUUUCUACUGACUCACAACAUUUUUAUUUAGAGUUUUAUUCUUAAAUGCAUUCAGAAUCUUAUAUAUCAUAUGCUAUAUAACAUCUGAAAGAUUAUUGGAUCUUUUUACUGGUGGGAAACUACAGAACAAGUCACAAUAUUUAGUCUCUCCUGGGGAAAAUCUCCAGAGCAGCUGUUCUUGGUCACUUAGUGUCUUUACAGGAGCAGGAUUAUGUGUGUUUAAAUGAAGCUGUAGCAAGCACACAACUUCCAUGCAGCUUUUCAACAAGAGAAAAUUAGGUGUUUUAACAACCCGUCUUAGGAACUCAAGGCAGUGAUUGAAGGUAGCGUUACAGAGUUAUGGACUGCAAACCUGGGCUAGCAGAGCAGCAGUGACCUGCUUUAUAGCAAAGUGUGCUAAUGACACGUAAGGUUUUUAGAAGCAUGAAAAAACUUCCACCUGUGUGUCUGAUUUAGAGCUGCUGUGCUAUCUGUUAGGAUCUGAGUGAUACAGAAAAACAAAGAGUACGAUAAUGUCUAUAACUAAAACAGGUAUAUGACCUUGACAACAAGAACAGUCUGCAGUGCAAGGUCACAACAGCAAAGGUUUGCAUUGGUGAAUCCUUGAGGGUUUUUCCUUUAAAACACACUGAACAUGAAACAGUGUGAAACAGUAACACAGUAUUCAUAUGAUAUUCUUUGUUAGAAAGCACUGCCUUCAGAAGUACAGGACAGAAUCAGGAAAGAGAGGAGGAGGUCCCCCUGUGUCCACAGUGGCUGUAAAAAAAACACCAAACCAAAGUUCUUCACACUGGUUUUAGAACAAACUCAACAUGGCAAAGUAUGUUGCUGUUAAUUUUGUGACAUAUUUUUCUUCUUAUCUUUGGAUUUACUAAAUCAGAAUCCAUCGCAAAUAUCUCUACCAGCAUAUGGCCAAUUGUUUUACAUGUUUUAUGGGCUGUUUUGUUUAAUUGAGUGAGGUGAAAGGAGCUUUGUCCUGGUGUGACAGACUGUAGGCUGUCAGUGAAAAUAGAGAGUCCAUAUUAUUCCCUGCGUAUCAAGAUGGGAACCCAAUGCACCUCUUAGAUUGGUCUUUUUCUGUAGUUGAAAGGAUAGAUGUCAAACUUUGGGCUCCUUACAUCUGUUUUAAAUGAAAAGAGUACUUAUUAUGCUGUGACCUUGGUUACAUCAUUGUCACAGUAAAUACACACUUAUCACAGAAUGCAUAUUGCAAUUGGUUGUUUUCAAUAAAUUUUUUUUCCAUGAAGUUGUUCAAAAUGUGCAUGAUGUGCGUCAAGUAAAAUAUGCAAUGAAAAGUUUCAUCAGUAGGAAUAAAAUGCAGCCUAACUUAAAUACCCCUGUCUAAAAUGGGCUUUUCAUGUAAGAUACCAAACUGGUGGAAACUGUUAGUUAGUUAGUUAGUUAGUUAGUUAGUUAGUUAGUUAGUUAGUUAGUGGAGGGAGGUAGAAAUGUCUCUAAAGAAUUAGGCUCUACAAAAGUUAGAAAACCUGAGGUUUGAAUGCACAACAAAAGUUAAACUUAAUAACCUUAGUCAUUUAAUGUAAACCUAUCUUUAUACAUCACAGAAUAUGUUAUAUCACUUUGAAAGCUGUUUGAAUUAAAUGAGGAAAUGAAGAGGGAGCCAAUGUUCCUCGGCAAGUAUGAUAUCUAUUUUCUUUGGACUCCUUCCCCACACCUUUCCCACAUUUUCUCCAAUCUAAGAUGUCACUGCGUUAUCACCAGUGAAUGAAAGAGGCAACCAUUGAGUUCAGUAAUUUAUGUUACACAAUGCUACUCAAACAACUUCAGGAGUGUUAUUUUACUGUACUUAUAAGAUUGUUUCCUCCUUUCAAGAUUACCAAACUGAAUGUCUCCUGUGUAGACAAGUCAGGAGUAUUUGUGGACCUGGGAAUGAUCAGAUCCUUUUGACUCGUUGUUUUUGAUAGUCAUCAUUCUCUGAACUUUGGAAGUUGUUUUUGCUUCAUUGUAAGUUGGUUAACAUACUUCUAUCUACCUACCUAUCCAUCUACCUAUUCUGAUUUAAUUUAAUAAAUCAAACCAAAGUCUGAGAUUUCCAAAGGAAUUCUCAAGAUGUCUGUUGACAGUUUCCUUGGCUACACCUUUAACCAGGAUACAGACUGUUUGUAGAAAUGAAUUUUAAUGGUUACAUUCAUUACUGUUUUAAACAACCUUCACUGACUUGGUAACUUCUGAGUAAAAGCAAACAGACUCCUUUUACAUGCCUGCCGGUGGAAGCUGUCUGCCUGGUGCAGAGUUUACAAUAACAUCUGCUCCACACCAGUCACGCUCGCACUGGGAAAUCCAAACAGCCCCACUUCAUUUAUUAAGGCUCAAUUUAUAUAAAAAUGUCUUGAAGACAUCCAUUGAGAGGUGCUGACAGGGUGCUGGCUUAACUGUCUCUGUGGGCACAUAAACAUGGAUCGAAUCCAUCUCUUUUUACGGCAUGUGUGAUUGGACGCUUGUGUUUAUGAACAGUGUAAAGGAUAUGAAACUGGCUUUGGAGGCUUUGGCCACACUAGACUUCAUGUCUUAUUAGAUCUCCCCAUAGUCAACUGUAUAUUUCAUGUUGUAGCUGUGAGGUUGAAAGGUUACACUGAGAAAUAACAGGUUUGAAGUUUACACUGGAAUUCACAUUAACUGCAGUUAAAACCCAAGAUGACAUUUCUGAAUCUAGAAGAUUAUUACAUUGUCAAAAAUUUCUGCCGAGGCUUAAUUUACGUUUUCGUCCUCCAUUGAGUGACAGUUCUGUCCACAAUAUCCCAGUAGGCAUCCAUGUAUAUCCUGUCAUGCAACAAAACUGUUUAUAGGAAAAUGGUUUGGCCUUCUCUGAGAAAAAAAAGGAAGAAACAGUCAUAACACCCUCUGCCCUUAUGUCACUCCAACAACUCCAUCUUUUUUAAACUUUUUGUUUAACUGUCUCAUCUAAACAAGCUCAUGAUGAUGUUUUGGGUGAGUAACAUAAUCAAAACAGCAGGAAAGGCUCUGUUGAUGUUGAUGUUGAAAGCAUGGAUCUGGAUCUGGAUCUCAGUAGCAGAGAUCACCACCACUCAGCCUCCCGGUGAAUUCAGACCGAGCCCCUUACUUCUCUUCCUCUCAAAUUUUCUCCAGAACCCCCAAAAACACAAACCAAACAGCAGAUUCAGAUCUCCUUGAACAACGUUCACACCUUUUCUACUCCUUCAAUGCCGCUGGCUUGAAGACUUGUUACGCUCACUUCUUUUUUCUACAGUCCAGGGGUCCACCAUCUGAAGAAAAGACAGAUCACUCCUCAAGAUCCCCUGAGGUUCUGUUUGAAUUAUACUUGUACAAAAUCUGUUCCAAGCCUCUUCCCCCUUAAAUAGAGGCAAACUUUGCUACCAACACUUUGACUUUGUAGUGAAAAUAUUGGUAUUUCAAAAGGUUUCAUAACAGGGGUUUGCCAAAUUGAAGAAGCGUGGCAUUGUAGGUCAUAAUCUACCCUCCAUGCACAUAAACAAAACACUCUGUCAGUGUUGUGUAAUCUGAUCUAUAUCACCUUUUGUACCCUGCAUGCUCUGCCGAUUGAAGCUAAGAUGUUUUUUUACCAUUCAUCUACAUAAUAUCAGGAGCCAUUCCAGCAAUGCUAGACAAAUUCACAGAUUUUAUUUUGUUAUCUUGUUUCUUAUCACUGCAUCCUGGUGGACCUUAUUUCUAACCGUAGGCAGAAGAAGAUGAUGAACUUGGUCUUGGUGUGUUUGUGUUGGUAGACAGUUCGUCUUACAUAACAGAAGCUUAGAUGUUUAAGCUGGAAGACCUCCUUGAAGUCAUUUCAUUUAUUAGAGGGAGUGAACCUCAGAGCUUCUGUGUUGUUUUAUCAUUUUGUCUUGUGAGCCAUGUCAAAUACUUUGUCAUUGGUAGUCAUUUUUUAAAGAUGAGGCAUGUUUUCUUUAUUUUUAUUAGCCUCAUUCCCAGCAGAAAGACGGUAUCAAUUUGUAAACGGGUCUGAUCUUGCCUCAGCAGAUGUGACAUCCUUUCGGUCUGUCUCCUAUUUGGUCUUAAGUGUUCUUUGUGUAAAUCUGUCUCAUAGUAUGUGAACUACAGGGAGAUACUGUGAGCCUAUGUCAGAUGAUGCUAAAGUUACAGUUAGCAAGGUCUCUCGAACCUGAUAUCAGAUAUCCCUUGUUGGAAAGUCUGUACAAGGUGAUCCUUAGCUGUCACUGAUUCAUGAAGUCAUUACUUGAACCACCACAACGUUGCUUUUUGUUGUGGUAAUAAUAAUAAUACUCAUAAUACUAAUAACUGUAUUUAUAUUGAACAUCUCAAAACAGAGUUACAAAGGGCUUCACAACAUAAAAGCAGCAGCAGACAUCAAUACAAUUUCUGAAACAGUCAGUCAACGGGAAUGAUUCAGAAUUCAAUAAAAGAUAAUAUAAGGUUAGAAGAUAAGAGGAACUUUACUUAUCCCCAAGGGGGCAUUUGACUCCAACUAUGUUAAAUGUUUAAGUUAGUUGAAAAUAAUUAGGACAAUAGUAUCAAAAUAAAUAAAAUAGAAUAAGUUAAAACAAAAUAAAAUGAGUUAAGACUUCAUUAAAAGUUAAGAGUUCAGUUAAAAGUCAUACUCAGUAAAGGCAUAUUUAUAAAAAUGGAUUUUAAAUAGAGUUUUAAAAGAGGAUAAGGAACUUUUCAGUCUAAUCUCCUUAGAUAAUUUGUUUGAGAGAGUGGGGGCCCUGACAGAAAGAUUAAGACCUGUUCACAGACUGAAACUCGAGGAAAGGUGAACAAAGGUCAUUAUAGUUUAUAACAUGUUUAUGACAAAUAUUCCUUCUCAUGAUGGCACCUGAAUAUGCACGUCUCAGGCACACACCGAACUCCUACAGUGAACCUGUGUCUGCAGACAGAGGCACUCCAAACAGUCUGAUGCUGACUAUAAAUUCACUAAAAUAAGUAUUUAAAUCAUGCAGUCAGUGUUAUCAUAUGACAUAGGUACAAAAAUGUGAGUAUCCUAUCAAUUUUCUGUUUAGAAAUGACAAAAAUACUUAUUUCACAGUUUUCUGUUUAUUUGGGAACGUUGUGAUUUUGAGGAACAACCCAUUUUUAAAUACUGAUUAAAAAAAAAGAGAAUAGAACAAGUUACAAUAAAAUGGAUGAGAAGUGAAGCCUUGUACUUUUCUUUGAUGCCUGUAUUAAUAACAUAUACAUCAGACAAAAAUAUUUUGAGAGCUUGAAAGCUCACUAAGUUUAGUCAAAAAGUAUGGCAGUGGCUGGACACUCUUUCACAGAAUGCUGGCGUGCAAAGAGUUAACACUGGAUAGAAGAGAGCAGACAUAACAGUAGCCAAGCAACAGAAGUAAUGUGUUACCAAACCCUGUUAUCCAUCAUGAUAAAGGCCCACUUGUCAAAGAAUAUGACCCGGUAAUUUUAAUUUUACAAUCCAAACGUUACUAUUGAACAAGUCCAAAAUCACUGUGUUAACUUCAGUCAACAUAGAUACAGGUAAAGAGGAGGGGCUGAGGCAGGUGUUUGGCCUCCUGGCUCGUAGCAUUACUUUUAGUCUCAAAACAGUUAAACCAUCAAAAUAAUUCAGUCCCCAUACAGUCAGUACAAAAGAAAAGAAAAGAAAUGAGCUGUUUGGACUGAAAUCAAUUUUUGGUACGAGGCAGGAAAGAUGUUGAGUUCUGCUCUAGAUUUGGACAUCUUAACCUGGAUGUUGAUGGGUGUUCCCAGAUUUAACUCAAGGAACUACUACAUUACUUGGACAAGUCUUUGAACCAAAGCAUUUUAAAGUGUUGGCAUUGUUGGAGGGCGGCAUUAAAUCUAUUGAUUCUUUAUUGUUCUGGAAAAAAUUGCAUCUUCCUCAGCAUAAUCCAGGUAGAUGAGUCAUUGCUCUGUAAUUGUAGAAAUGAAAUUCAUGUGUAACCCUUCUGUCAAAUCUUCAUAUUCACCUGUCACUAAUAUGUAACACUGUCCUGGUUUGGCACAUCACACUAAAGUAUUGUAUAUGAAACGCAGCAGCUGUAGUUUACAGGCAAACAACAACACAUAAAAUGAUUCCUUUGUUUUCUUGCUGCUGAGAUUAGACGGACAAAAAGGCAUUCAGACAUGUUAGAGAUAGAGGAAUUAUGUGGCUGACUCUGCUCGAUUAUUUUAAAUCGAAAACCCUUAAUUGAAUUAAAAAGCGUUUUUUGUGUGUUUUAUGGUCAUUUUACUGGUCUGCUGACAGAGGUAAAAUCUGCAUGCUAUCACUUUGUACAAAAACAGCAUUUAUCAUCAAGCUAUCAGUCGUGGUUGUUCCCUUUGAAUGAAACACUAAAGCCUCCUUUUUUAGCUGAGCGUGCACACUCCAGAUCCUUUGUCUACUGUACAGCUUUAUUUUAUUUCCCAUCCAAAAAAUGAUUUUAAUACAUCUAGUUCUCACUGGCAGGCCCUCUGAAGCUGUAAGGAGGCCAAUGGUAGAAAACCACACUACUGCAGAGCUGAAGAAUGUGAAAAAAAUAUAUACAAGGUUUCUAAUAAAAGCAUUUUUCACUUCCUCAUACUUAUCAGCUGGGUUACAAUUAGAAACUUUCUCUGUAACCACCAGGAGGCAUUUACCAAAUUUUUCUCUGACAUGCUGUCAGGGUGAAGAGUGUCAUUCUGUCACAGUGAACUGAAUUAGCUCUCAGGCACUGCGAUAAACAAAGGAUGAGUCAUCAGUGAAACUCUUCAGAUUAGAGGGGACUUCACUGAAGCCGAUAUACCUUGUUAUUAAAAUGAGGGACAGCCAAAAACGUGUGGAUGUGGAAACAACCCAAAGGGCAUUUAAAAAAAAAAAAACAGUCAGACAACUGAACAUAGAGGGGUUUAUAUUCUUGUUGUUACUUUUGAGGGUUGUAUUCAUUCAUUUGUAAUUUUUCAUUUUAGAUGGAAAAACCUGGUGGAGGCAAGAAGUAUCGACUACCCAGCAUCACCUGAAGAACUGGAAGGUGAGCAGAUUUUCAGCGUUUGGCUUAUAAAGGGAUAUCUAGGCCAGUAGGUUUUGCAGCGAGACUGUCGGUCACUUCGCCUAUUUGAUCCGGGACUCACGUUCUGCCAGACACCGCAGAGAAACUCAUUUUAUAAGUGAUGUUAAAAUAUUAAGCUCACUUGCACAGAGAGAAGGUGUCACAUGUCAAUUAAGUAAUUAAAGAGGUGCAGGUGUCAGCUGCAGGUAUCCCACAAUGCCGUGGUAACAGGGCCGCUAUAGGCUGAAAGCCAGACACAGGGAACCCAGACACAAUUUCCAUGUGAAGGAGCUGACAGAACAGGAUGGAUCAGCUUACCUAGAGCAGCUUUCAGUCUCCACAAUGUAUGCAUGCUGUAUAUGAACAAAUUACAUGCAAAUACUAGCAUGUUUUACUUGAAAUACUGGCGUCACUGUUUCUGCUGUGGCGCAGACUGAAAUGUCUUGUUGACCACUGAGGACAUAAUUUGUCCCAACGAUUAAGUCGACUGCCUGAGUUUUCAUCUGGUUUUUAGCAGGUUAAGGUUUUCAGCUAUCAAAUAAAAUAUCUAUCACUUUACAAGAGCAGCAGAAACAAUGACUAACACAAAAUUUUCCCUGAGGGUGUUUUGAUUCCUUAAAGCAUCAUACAGGAAGGCUAUUUAUAGAUUUCCUAGGUACAGCCCUGUUAAUGGUUUUAUGCAUUUUCAUUGAUAAGUGAUAAACAGAAUAACUUUGUUCUCUUGUUGGGCAGAAUGAAAAUAAGUCUUAUUCGUGCAAUUAAGUAUAAUGACCUUUUAAAGUUGAACCUAUUGGGCCCAUGAAAUGCUAUAAGCUAGAAUAUUUUCUUACAGAUUUAUUGCUCAACAGAUGUCACCCUUCAUCUCCUUUCACAGUGUUUUGGUGAAUUUGAAUUCUUGUUUUUUUUAACAUGCUAACACAAACACUAUUACAACUUCUCCUUGAUAUUUCCAGGUGAUGCUGUGGGUGGUGGCGUCAUUACUGAUGCUGGUGGAAGAUGUGUUUUCUGAAGAGGAGAAUAAAGAAGCCCAGUCAGACCUCCAGCGUGUCCACAGACAGCCCGUUUGGUCUCCUGCAGACGACUCAGAACAGAAUAGAAGCUUUCACACAUCCUGGCCUGAAGCCAUUGGUGAGUGAUUCACAUUUUAUGCUUCAGUUUGUUGGCAUUUUUCUUUAGAUUUGAUGUGUACACAAUUAGGUUUGGUUUAGAGCACGGAAACGUCAUAGCGUGGGUCAAAACACCAACCCUGUCAAGGUUAGGAACUCUCUGUGGUCACAGUUGGAUGAAACCAAUGUUAAAUGUUGGUGUGAUGCAGGAAACAACUAAAACCACAAACUUUGCUUACCUAAUUGAUAUGACCCAUCCUCCACUCAGGAAGCACUGUGGCCUCAGAACAAAGACUCACAAGUUUUGCCCUUUUCUCCAUACAGAUAAGAGCCAACUAGGACCUGCAUGUUGCUAUUAAGAGUUUUAACAAACAUUUGAUACCAACUGGACUUAAUUUAGCUAUCCUAACAAAGAAUCAUUGUGUUUAGUAGAAAUAUUUUAACUUAGCUUGUAUCGGCUACUAUAACAACCGAAUUUCCCCUCGGGGAUUAAUAAAGUUCCCUAUCUAUCUAUCUAUCUAUCUAUCUAUCUAAAACAAAUAUUUACAAGCUCCAUAAACAUCACAAGAAGGGCUUGUGAUCCUUAAGUUGCUAAGAUGUGAUUUAAGAAGUUUAAAAAAUCCAGAAAACUUUGAUUUAUGAGCAUGUUUUCUGUUUAAGUGUGAUCAUAUUUCAUCAGAAAUGAAUAUUUAAGCUGACACAUAGUUAAACAGUGUAGAAAUUCAUGGUUACUGAGUAUGUUUGGAAACUCCACUAACAUGCCUUGCAGGGAUACAUGAAAUAAAAUCUUAAAGGUCUGUGUGGGGCCACGCCAGAAUGGCUGUGUGUAGGCAUACACUGCAGGCCUCUGUUGGCCUUGGAGAGGCACUUUUCAUUUGCAUCCAUCAGUGUAACAUUACUCAGUUUUUUUUUCCUGCUCUUAGAAAACAAAGCCUUAUAAAUCUAGGGAGAGGGUAAUAAAAUAGCAUUGUGUCACUCCUGGAUGACGAAUUUAGCCUCUGGAGACUUGCCUGGUAGUUUUCAGAGCUGAGUAUGGCCUUGGUCAACUCAACAAGAGCCCCAGCAGCACACAAGAGGGUAAAAAUAAUCAAUCCAAUGUGCAGGUUCCUGUCAUGCAUCACAGUCACGUUCAUCCCUGCUUCAUAUGAUGAGUGACUGUGGGUCCUGUGUGUUUAUUCUACUCUUCAAAUAAGUUUUUAAUUGAAGUGAAACAGACUUCAUUCCUCUCAAGUUAAGAAAAGAGUUCUGAUCUGAUGACACACAUACUUACAAAGUGGCAAGUGAGUGGUCGGGGUAGGCCAUCCCCUGACACCAUGCAUUAAUUAAUGUCCUAAUAAAGAAAUUUCAGGACACUAAUGACCAAACAACCAACACUAUAAACAACUUUUAAACAAAAAGCCGAGUAGGGAAUAAAAAGUGCACAAAGAGUAGAAAAUUGUACAGUAUUACAAUGGAGGGUUGAACAUAAAAAUAAAAAGAAUGAAGGAAGGGCAAAAUGACAAAAAGACUGUGAAAAAUUAGAAGAAGACCUAUUGUUGUUAUAGUAGAAGAUUUACCAUUUUCGCCUUCAUUUAAGGACAUAGCUUUAUCGUAGUCUUUCAUCUCACAGGGCAUGCUUUCCUCUCAGAGCCUGUAUGAACUUAAAGUACAGAGGCUGUUACUUCACGGUAUUGUGCCUGAAGCAGUUGCUGCGUAUAGUGUCAGUCAUGGUGAUACUGAUGUUGUUUUUGUGGGCUGAACCUCAGUCAAGUUACUGCCAUUCUUUCCUGUUAAACUGUACUCAUGAAAAGGAAUGGAAAACAUCACUCCGACACCCUGGAGCAUCUCACGAAACAGUUCUCGUGAUGGCAGUCUCGCUCAAAUAAUAAUAAUAAUAACGCUUAGUACAGUCACACAUGAUUGCCAGUACAUUGCCCAUUCAAUUGUAACAUGGAAAUAGUUGUGUAAUUACAUUAUAAUGAAAACCCAUAUGGCAUGUUCUAACAUGGUUGAAUAUGUACCUGAGCAGGGUUCCUCUAAAUGGAUCCUGCGCUCUUGCCCGGGGAAUAUUUCUAUGCAUUUUUGAUGCUCCUCUUUCCCUGAUGAUUACAAGUUUUCUUUUCAGUAAACAGUAAGGCAUGAACUGACAAGCAUCUCUGUUGCUGUAAAUGAGUAUUCUACAGAGCUAAUAACCAUUCCCUGAGGAACAAACUGCGUAGAGGCAUCCAGAGAAAAUGCAGGGCCAAGCCAUCCACAGGUCAGGAAGUAGAAAUCAGUCAAACACCUGGGCUAGGUCUGCACUGUGGAGAGGGUAAAUCUUGUUUGAAAUGUUCCUGGCAACUGAAAAAAGCAAACUCAGCUCCUGUUGGAGUUCAGCCAACAGCUCGCUCCCCUGGUAAUGACCCUGCAUAGUGACAGUACAUGUUGCACCACUCAGCUGAUAACCAGAGGAAUCACUCCCAGUUUCAACGCUCAUGUCUGCUUUCAAUUUAAUCACACAUGCUUUCCCCCGCUGCCUCAUGAACCUCCUGUCUAAUCCAGUACAUAAACUGAAGUGUGAGAAGUUUUUCACCUUUGAGUCUAGAAAAACAUCAGAAUUCUGAACAGAGGAAAGAUCGAAGUAAGGUUUUCCUCUUAAGAUCUUAUUAAUGGAAUAAACUUACUGAGGGAUGGCAGAGGCUUGGACAUCUCUUAUUGGGUCCAAGAGGGACAUUGGGAUAUGUUAGAGUUAGAGUCAAAAUAUAAGCAAAGCGAUUUAUGUCUAUGUUUGCAAUAUUAAGUUGUACAUCUAUAUCUGUACCAUAUAUAACAUUGUAAUAAUGUUGAGAAAUAGAAAGUACAGGUAGUUUUGACCAUGAAGAGAGUAUUAAUCCUCUUUUUAACUAUAAAGAGAAGUGAUCAAAAAAGUCGAUCAGAGUUGAUGAUAAAACUAUGAAGAUGUUUUAGUGUUGUUGUGUCUGUGGUUUGGUCAUCCUCUAACUGCCCAUAAACAAAGCACACAGUCAGUCUCACACAGCCCACGAUCAAACAUGAUCUCACUAAUCACUCAGAUACUUUUUAUCUAUAUUUUUGUGUUUAACGGAGACACUUAUCUGCAGUGAAGUUCUAAUCUUACUCAGAUUAUCCACAGAACUGGAUAAUCACAUGGUAAAAAACCAACGUUUUUUACCAUGUGAUGACUUAAGACUGUGGAUGGAGCGCACUACCAAAGAUGCACUCUAAAAACUCUCGGGUUAUUUCUUCAACCCACUUCCUGGGUUAUACAUGUUGAGUUUAAUUUUCUGGGUUAUUUUUCAGAUCCAUACCCAUUUCUUGGGUCACAUGGAUUCUAUUGUAACCCACUUUGAGUGUUUUCUGAAUGGGUUAAUAAUUAUGGGUAAUUUUUCCAAGCCUAACCCAAUAAUCGUGUCAGAACCUUGGUUUUGUUUGACUCUACAUGGUUUCUAGGCCUAAUGGCAAUUAAAGUGAACUGGUGACCUUGUGAACUUUGACCUUGAUUUCAUAUAUAUAUAUAUAUAUAUAUAUAUAUAUAUAUAUAUAUAUAUAUAUAUAUAUAUAUAUAUAUAUAUAUAUAUGUUAUUAUAUAUAUGUUAUUAUACUACAUAUAUAUUAUAGUAGUAUAAUAACAUACAACAACAACGUGUGGGUCCUCAGGCAAGACCUUUAGUGCUAUGGCCUACAAUCAGUUAGAUAAAAGUACAUGGGAAAAUAAGGCACAGGUUGUAAAAGCAAAGCUCCUCAAAUGCAUAUAUCAAUUUAACCCAAGAUCAUGAGUCAAAUUAACUCGAACAUCAGGUUAACUUGACCCUUAAAAAGAGCUAUUGAGUCAACCAAAAAUUUGGGUUAAUUUGAAUAACCUAACAUUAAACCCAGGGGUUUUUUGAGUGUGAUCAUCAUGUGUUGUUAACGAUGACUUGACGAGUGUUGCAGAUCCAUUUUUUAAGUCUUUAUGUGUAAACUACUUCUAACCCACCGUAUAACAGCAGGGUUAGGAUGGCAGUGACUGUAACAGAUACUGAUGAGCUCAUGCAGAGGUAAAACACUUUUCCUCUUGUUCUUAUUCUGAUACAUUUCCUUGGAUGAAGCCAAACAGAAGCAAAACAGAGAUUAACCAUCAGCUCAUUUGAUGUGCCAGUUAUGAAAACAUGUCAAAAGAAUUUGUGAGUUGAGUAGACCUCUUAAUAAAUGGCUGAGUGAAUAGCAGGGACACAAAUUUCUUUAAGACCGCUUGAUAAAUGUGGGACUCUAUUAUUAUGGAAUAAAAUGUAGCAGGAGCACAAGUUAUUAAAGCUGCAGAUUGCAAAAAGUGUCCCAAGAUUGUGGUAAGAAGACUACAGUAUGUGUUUCCUCUGUAAGAUAUCAGUAUAAAAUGAGAAUUAGCUGGAAUGUAAGAUUAGAUAAUAAACAUUAAAUUAUAUCCUAUUUUUCAGCUCUGCACUUUGUUCUAUUAAGGUCCUAUGAUAUUAUUCCACAAAAAUGUGUUUGUAGGGUAUCAUAUUAUAUCAAACAGUGACUUUAUCAUUAACAGUGUCCUCUCUAUAUACAGAAGUCAAGCUUUAAUUAAUCAGAAUUCAUGUUGGCGUACAAAAAUGUGUUUUUCUGUUUCUAUAUUUAAUCACUUCUUUGAAUUGAUGGAUGCAUGUUUCCCCCUCACAGCACACAUGAUACUACCACUGGCAAUUAUUUAGAGUAUCAUGUACAAAGAAAAAACAUAUCUGAUAAACCCAAUAAACCCUGAAUACACUAAAUACACAGUCAGAGAUAAGCUUGUGAUGAUAAAAAAUAUGGCAACUUUUGGGCUGAAAAAGAGCAAAUUAUCUUCAUAUGAUUAUUUCUCUUUUGUUCCUAUUAAUACGCCUCCAUCAUCACCCUGAUUAGCAGUGAAGCAUAGUCAUAAAUUUGAUGAUUUAUAUUUUAUAAAAUCAACAGUGUAUAUAGAAAAAAACAAAGACAUAACUUGGAAAGAAUGUUUCCAUAGCAGAAAGCUCACUCUGCAUGAGGAGAUUUAACCAAAAAAGGUAACAAAUAAACUUGGCACAUAUUUUAGGAUUAUCCUGUCCUGCUCCCUCUUCUAUCAAAUGAAACUGCCUAUCGCUUCAUUACUGAUAAGACAUUAGCCUUCACUUGAGUUUGACUUUUUUAAAGUUUGUCCCAACGGAUAUUUUAUCAUGUUAACAAGGUAAUACAAUAAUCAUACAGUGAUACUGCUGAAUGUUGGAGGUAAUAUCCAUCAGGAAUUGGAAGCAAACACUUGAAUGAUUACUGUCGGCCACUUUGUCUUCCUGAUCCAAUCACAGAAGAUAGAAAUGUUUAAUAGGUCAUGGGAAACCUUAGGCAGUCAAAUAGAAACUUAAUACAAGCGUUUUUCUUUUUCUUAUUUUGCAGAGGAAUGGUCACAAGAUGAGGAGAAUCUGCUGAGCCGAUGGCCACGCUCACCUCAUGAACCAAACUUGUCCAGAACAUCGAGGAGGAACCGUAAGAGGAACAAGAGCAGCCGCGACUGCCACUUGGAGAAGAAAGAGAUGCGGGUGCGUGAUCUUGGUCUCGGCUAUGAUUCGGAUGAGAUUAUUCUUUUCAAGUACUGCGUCGGCACGUGCUAUAGCUUCCGAAAGAACUAUGACUUGGCCCUCAAGUCUCUAAUGGACAAAGGCAGCAUCACGGGGAAGAAGGUCAGCAGUCACCCAUGCUGUCGGCCCACCCGCUAUGAAACUGUGUCCUUCAUGGACACCCAGACAACUUGGCAGACAAUUAAGUGGCUCUCUGCAGCCAAUUGCAGCUGUGUGGGAUGACUGAAAAGAAAAGUCUGUCUGAAAUAUGCAAAGAGAGGAGAGCUCCUACUUGAGCAGGGUGCCACAAAGACUGGUCUUUGUUGUUGAGGUACUCAACCCUGGUUCAUGUGGUCUGAGAUCUGGGCCCAAGAUGGGUGCUAUGUCCAGAGUCCAGGGCCUUUCUUCUGCUAAUAGCUACAGUGAUAAUAAUGAAGGUCUAAAUACCUUCAGUGGAGCGUGAUGGCACCAGCAGGCAAUCAUGAUGUCUGCCACCAGCCUGGGGCAGGAGAAGGAUUAAUUCAUGCCACGAGCAGCGAGUCCAGGAGAGGAAACUAUCAGUGCUGUUCCUGCCUGAUAUGGACUUAUAACACUUUGUGUCCUUGAGUUACAUAUUGAAGGUAAAUGCAAUACCGUCUGGUAGCCAUGCUGGGG